AUGGUGAAAGGCAAUCAGACCGUAAUCGAGGAGUUCAACGACAUCGUCAACAUGUCGGCCUCGGACCUCGAGGCCUGGCUCAAGGAGAGCUCCUCCCAGGACGCGGGCUGGAGCAAGGGCGACGAGUCGGGCGAGACGAUUGGGCAUGAGAGGCACGCAAGCUGGCGGGCGGGCGGGGUUUUCCCCAUUUCCCCCGUUUUCCUUCAUGCUGCCGGCCGCAAGAUCAUCGAGAUCCUCAAGAAGAACCCGGACAAGGACCCGUCGCUGUACGACCACGACGACAUCGACCACAUGCGCCGCGUGGUCGCGUACUGCAAGCGCCACCUCGCGCAGGAGGGCAAGGCCAAGCAGGGCCCAGAGAGCAAGAGCUCGCGGAGCCUGAAGAACUGGGGGCAUGAUCCGCAGAAGGCUUGA
Molecule: messenger RNA, 414 nt
Organism: Anthostomella pinea
Lineage: Eukaryota; Fungi; Ascomycota; Sordariomycetes; Xylariales; Xylariaceae
Source: the annotation of a GenBank genome assembly